Messenger RNA from Kickxella alabastrina, 1518 nucleotides. Its product is annotated as Biopterin-dependent aromatic amino acid hydroxylase-domain-containing protein. The record is from RefSeq and is a predicted model, not a curated record. Bases 109 to 1440 code for a protein of 443 amino acids. Gene Ontology annotation, molecular function: iron ion binding; oxidoreductase activity, acting on paired donors, with incorporation or reduction of molecular oxygen, reduced pteridine as one donor, and incorporation of one atom of oxygen; prephenate dehydratase activity. The transcript has a single exon. NCBI's taxonomy places the organism in Eukaryota, Fungi, Kickxellomycota, Kickxellomycetes, Kickxellales, Kickxellaceae. Gene Ontology annotation, biological process: L-phenylalanine biosynthetic process.
GCUUCUUUGUCGACCAUUCUCAUUCUCAUUUAAGGCUCUCGUUUUUUAUAUUGCCAUUUGCUCUCUAACAUUUUUCCAAACACAAUCGAUAGCCAAGACAAGACAAGUAUGCCAAACGACAACACCAAGGGCGAGCUUGGUAUGCACUGUGACGCAGGGCUCAGCCGCAGCCAGCGCACCACGCUGCUCUUCUCCGUCCAUGACAAGGUGGGCGCGCUCGACGAGUGUCUAUGCGCACUCAAGAAAGCGCAAGUCUCCAUGACACGCAUCGAGUCUCGUCCCAGCAAGUCGGUUGAGCCUGGGUACGACUUUUUCGUCGACAUUGAGGCGCACACCAAGGAUAAGGUCAUGCAAGUGAUCGACGAGAUCAAGCGCGUCGACAUUGUCCGCGACGUCUCGUACAUCGGCAGCCUAGAGGAGAAGGAGGCUGAUGCCGUGCCGUGGUUUCCGCGCAAAAUCAGUGACCUCGAUACGUUUUCUGACAAGGUGCUGGAGAUGGGAGAGGAGCUGUCGUCGGACCACCCGGGUGCUAGCGACCCGGUGUACCGCAAGCGCCGGCUGGAGAUUGUGCAGAAGGCCAAGGAGUACCGCACCGGCCAGCCGCUUCCCCACAUUGAUUAUACCGAGCAGGAGCGGGAGACCUGGCGGCAAGUGUACACCAAGUUGCGCGAAAUGCACCCUAAAUACGCAUGCCGCGAGUUCCUCCAUGUGUUUCCACUCUUGGAGCAGAACUGUGGCUACGGGCCAGACAACAUUCCGCAGAUCGAUGCCAUUUCGCGGUUCCUCAAGGACUGCACUGGCUUUACGCUGCGCCCGGUCAUGGGCCUGCUGACGCCGCGCGACUUUUUAAACAGCCUGGCCUUCCGCGUCUUCCACUCGACGCAGUACAUCCGCCAUCAUUCCCGACCAACCUACACGCCGGAGCCCGAUUGCUGCCACGAGCUGCUCGGCCACGUGCCGCUGUUCGCCGACCCCAACUUCGCCGAGCUGGCGCAGGAGAUCGGCCUGGCAUCUCUGGGCGCCUCAGACGAGGACAUCCAAAGGCUGGCGACCAUCUUUUGGUUUACCGCUGAGUUUGGUCUUUGCCGCGAAGGCGCAGAUGUCCGUGCGUACGGCGCUGGGCUGCUGAGCUCGUUUGGCGAGCUGGAGUACGCACUGACAGAAAAGCCUGAGCACCAGUCGUUUAACCCCUCACUGACAUCUUCACAAAAGUACCCGAUUACAGAGUACCAGCCCGUGUACUUUGUAGCCGACAGCUUCCGCGAUGCUACUAACAAGAUGCGUGAGUUUAAUUCGACCAUGCACCGCCCGUUCCAGGUGCGCUAUAACCCGUACACGCAGUCCGUCGAGGUGCUGGACUCCAAGGACAAGGUCCAGCACCUCGCCCAGUCCAUCCGCAACGAAAUGCAGCUGCUGGCCAACGCGCUCGAGCUAGUGUAAGCUCUUCAAUUACUUUUCAAAUAGUUUGUUUAGUACUACCUUUUCCACUUCAAUUUAUAUAUAUAUUUUUGUUUAAGC